AUGGAUGCUUCCAAAAUCAGCAUCCCCCCGGGAGACUUGCAUUAUAUACAGUAUGAACAUGGUCUGGAAGCGAAGUACCUACCCGCCAUACGUUCUCUGAUCGCAAAGGAUUUGAGCGAACCGUACAGCAUCUAUGUCUAUCGGUAUUUCCUCUACCAAUGGGGGCACUUGUGCUUCAUGGCUCUGAAUCCAGUCGACUCAUCCCUCAUCGGCGUCAUUGUCUGCAAGUUAGAGCUUCACUCAUCUCACUCACCACCGACGCGCCGAGGUUACAUUGCCAUGCUCGCUGUCGCUUCGCCAUUCCGAGGCAAAGGCAUCGCCACUGCCCUCGUGAAACGUGCCAUUGAUGCCAUGGCCGAGCGUAAUGCCGAUGAGAUUGUUCUGGAAACGGAAGAGACAAAUACCCAGGCUAUGCGUCUAUACGAGCGCCUGGGCUUCUUGCGCUCAAAGAAAUUGCACAGAUAUUAUCUGAACGGCAACAGCGCCUACCGUUUGGUCCUCCUUCUCAAGUCCAUUGACCCUGACGCCGUUAUCGAGGACUUUGAUAGCCACUAUGCUUGA
Messenger RNA from Colletotrichum aenigma, 561 nucleotides. It is a transcript of the gene NAA30, whose product is annotated as N-alpha-acetyltransferase 30. Gene Ontology annotation, molecular function: protein-N-terminal amino-acid acetyltransferase activity. The record is from RefSeq and is a predicted model, not a curated record. NCBI's taxonomy places the organism in Eukaryota, Fungi, Ascomycota, Sordariomycetes, Glomerellales, Glomerellaceae. Gene Ontology annotation, cellular component: NatC complex. Gene Ontology annotation, biological process: N-terminal peptidyl-methionine acetylation. The transcript is spliced from 2 exons. Bases 1 to 561 code for a protein of 186 amino acids.